Molecule: messenger RNA, 1087 nt
Organism: Selaginella moellendorffii
Lineage: Eukaryota; Viridiplantae; Streptophyta; Lycopodiopsida; Selaginellales; Selaginellaceae
Product: short-chain dehydrogenase TIC 32, chloroplastic
Exons: 8
Coding region: 91-1068 (325 amino acids)
Source: RefSeq, a predicted model, not a curated record
CCUCUGUGCAAGAUUAAGACGCGGCCAAGUGAGAAACCAUGAGAGCUUUAAAAGUGAGCCUUCCCUUCGAGUGAGGCCCAUCGUCUUGCUAUGCCUCCCGUGGAUUGGGCAUACCUGUGGGGUACCAAAGGAGAGAGUGGAUUUGGAUCUCGCUCAACAGCACAAGACGUGACCGAGGGCAUUGAUCUGUCCAGCCGCACUGCCAUCGUCACAGGUGCUACAUCUGGAAUUGGCUUGGAAACGGCGAGAGUGCUGGCGAUGCGAGGAGCUCACGUCGUUAUUCCGGCGAGAACUUUGAAGGCUGCCGAACAAGCAAAGUCAGCAAUUAUCAGUGAACUUCCGGAUGCGAAAGUAAGCACCGGAGAGCUGGAUCUCGGCUCGUUCGCUUCUAUACGCACCUUUGUCGACGAGUUCAAAUCUCUGAACGCUCCACUAAAUAUUCUCAUAAAUAAUGCCGGGGUAAUCUGCCGAGGCCUGCAGCUAUCUGAAGAAAAGAUGGAGUUACAGUUCGCAAUAAACCAUCUCGGCCAUUUCCUGCUGACAAAGCUGCUCCUGGACACGAUGAUCCGGACAUCUGAAGAGACCAGGAUUGAAGGAAGAAUCGUGAAUAUUUCUUCAAAAGCACAUGCGAUUUUAACAGACAGCACAGACUUUCAAAAACUAAACACUGAAAACAGGAUGUCAAAUUGGCACCCAACUCUUUAUGCUGGUUCAAAGCUCGCAAACAUUCUACACGUAAAAGAACUCUCAAGGCAGCUCAAGGAAAGGAGAGCCAACAUUACCGCAAACGCACUACAUCCCGGCGUAGUCCACACCCAAAUCUUUCGCAAUCUUCGGCCUGCAAUACAGUCGUAUAUAUCUAUCUGCUCCUUACUUAUGAGGCCCGUACCCCAAGGAGCAGCUACGACUUGCUAUGUUGCAACUCAUUCCAGGGUUAACGGAAUCUCAGGGCGAUAUUUCGAGGAUUGCAACGAAGCUACCUGCAGUCCACUUGCAAACGACAUGGCACUUGCAAAAGAGCUCUGGAACUUUAGUGAGAGUUUUAUUGAAGCUAGAAAUAAAAACUGACCGAACGGGAAUGCCUCGA